Purpureocillium lilacinum is the source of this 1281-nucleotide messenger RNA. Its product is annotated as chitinase 1. Gene Ontology annotation, cellular component: extracellular region. Gene Ontology annotation, molecular function: chitinase activity; chitin binding. Gene Ontology annotation, biological process: carbohydrate metabolic process; chitin catabolic process. The record is from RefSeq and is a predicted model, not a curated record. Lineage: Eukaryota; Fungi; Ascomycota; Sordariomycetes; Hypocreales; Ophiocordycipitaceae.
AUGCUUCGUUCGUUGAUGCAGUGCAUUGCUGCACUCGGCUUGCUGCAGGUGGCAUCUUUUGUCUCUGGCGCUGCAAUCUCUGCUCCCGUUGAGGGCCUAGUCUCGAAACGUGCCAGCGGCUCAGCGAAUGGGGUCUAUUUCGUUAACUGGGGUAUUUAUGGCCGCAAUUACCAACCUGCCGACUUGCCCGCUUCGGACAUCACCCAUGUUUUCUAUGCAUUCCUGAACCUCCGCGCCGAUGGAACCGUCUACUCUGGCGACACCUACGCCGAUCUUGAAAAGCACUACCCCAAUGACUCUUGGAAUGACGUUGGCAAUAAUGCAUAUGGAUGCGUGAAGCAGAUGUUCCUUCUCAAGAAGCAGAACCGGAACCUCAAGAUCAUGCUCUCCAUCGGCGGGUGGACCUGGUCGACCAAUUUCCCUGCUGCCGCCAGUUCUGCCGCGACCCGAAAGACCUUCGCCACGUCUGCAGUCACGUUCAUGAAGGACUGGGGCUUCGACGGCAUCGACGUUGACUGGGAGUACCCCGCCGACGAUACGCAGGCUGCCAAUUUCGUCCUGCUGCUCAAGGCCGUCCGUGAUGAACUAGAUGCCUACUCGGCCAAGUACGCCAACGGAUAUCACUUUCAGCUCUCGAUUGCUGCGCCUGCUGGCCCGGAUAACUAUAAGAAGCUUCAUCUCGCCGAUAUGGGCAAGGUCCUUGAUUACGUUAACCUUAUGGCCUACGACUUUGCCGGCAGCUGGAGCAACUAUAGCGGCCACGACGCCAAUCUCUAUCAGAACCCGCAGAACCCAAACGCGACACCAUUCGACGCUAACCUUGCCGUCACGGACUAUAUCAAGGGUGGCAUUCCGGCGAAUAAGAUGGUCCUCGGCAUGCCCAUUUACGGCCGUUCCUUCCAAAAGACCACGGGCAUUGGGAAGCCAUACACGGGUGUCGGAAGUGGCUCCUGGGAAAACGGGCUAUGGGACUAUAAAGUUCUUCCCAAGGCAGGGGCUAAGCUCAUGUAUGACGACGUCGCCAAGGGCUACUAUACCUACGACUCGUCGACCCAGGAGCUCAUUUCCUACGACCCGCCGGACAUGAUCAAGACCAAGGUGACGUACCUCAAGGGCCUUGGCCUCGGCGGCAGCAUGUUCUGGGAAGCGUCCUCGGAUAAGAAGGGCGCAGACUCUCUCAUCAAGGCCAGCAAGUCUUCACUGGGCCAAAUUGACUCGACGCAAAACUGCCUGACCUAUCCAAACUCACAGUACGACAACAUCAAGAAGGGCCUCCAGUAG